AUGGGGACUGCUCAAGGACUUUUUUAUCUUCAUGAAGAUUCGGGACUGAGAGUGGUACACGGAGAUCUCAAAUUAAGCAAUAUUUUGCUCGACGUAAAGAUGAACGCUAAAAUCUCUGGAUUUGCGUUGGCUAGGUCUAGGACGACCUAUGGCAAUAUGAGUACUUCAGAAUCCUAUGUGCAGAUGAAAUCAGAUGUAUACAGAUUUGGAGUCAUAGUCCUGGCGAUGGUGAGUGGCAGGAGACUAACAACGGAUUUGGAUAUUACGUCCCUUGUUGACAAUACAUGGGAGUUGUGGUAUAAAGGGUUAGAAUUAGCGGUCGUGGACAAAUCCAUUAUCGGAACACGUGGUGUGGAUAACGAGGAGCGGAGAUGCAUUCGAGUUGGUCUCUUAUGCACCCUAAAGAAUCUAGAUGACAGACCAGCCAUGAGUUUGGUGCUCAAAAUUUUGGAAGAGGAAGUAGUGUCUCUUCAAACAAAUGACGAUGACCUAGCAAGCAGCAGUUCCGAUAACGAAAAUGAUACUGAGGGUAAUACAGUUACACUUGAACUUGACGAUGACGUCGCAAUAUUGUAA
This is a messenger RNA of Erythranthe guttata (spotted monkey flower), 576 nucleotides long. RefSeq names its product cysteine-rich receptor-like protein kinase 44. NCBI's taxonomy places the organism in Eukaryota, Viridiplantae, Streptophyta, Magnoliopsida, Lamiales, Phrymaceae. Gene Ontology annotation, molecular function: protein kinase activity; ATP binding. Gene Ontology annotation, biological process: protein phosphorylation. The record is from RefSeq and is a predicted model, not a curated record.